Messenger RNA from Brenthis ino (lesser marbled fritillary), 288 nucleotides. NCBI's taxonomy places the organism in Eukaryota, Metazoa, Arthropoda, Insecta, Lepidoptera, Nymphalidae. The record is from the annotation of a GenBank genome assembly.
AUGGCAUUAUUUAUAAAAGUAGAAAAAGUUACAGAUGAGUAUGUAACAAGGCACAAUUACAUAUGGAAACCUGAAUCGAAUCUUCGUUUUACCUGGGCUGCAGACCUGGUCACCUUCUCCGAAGUCCACUCUGCGUCAGGUGAUGAUCCCGUUAAGACAAUAGGGCUCCUCAGGGUUUUAGAGGUUAGAACAGCUCAUGAAGUCGGUGAGUCUCUCAACCACUUACGUGUGUCAAGGGAGCAGGUGGUAUGCCUAAUAGCAUGUCCAAACGACAAAAAAUAUGAAAUU